CAACAGAAGAAAAAAAUGGAGCAAGAGAUUCCCGUAGGGUUUCGUUUUUAUCCGACGGAAGUUGAGCUGAUUUCGUUCUACUUAAGAUACCAGCUUCACGGAGGAAAUGCUACAAUUCACAGUCUCAUACCCAUCCUCGAUGUGUUUAGCGUUGAGCCUACUCAACUUCCAAAUCUUGCGGGAGAGAGGUGUCGAGGAGACGCAGAACAAUGGCUUUUCUUCGUGCCAAGACAAGAGCGGGAAGCUAGAGGAGGAAGGCCGAGCAGGACCACUGGUUUAGGUUACUGGAAAGCAACUGGUUCACCAGGGCCUGUGUUCUCGCCUGAUAAUCGUGUAAUCGGAGUUAAGAAGACGAUGGUUUUCUACAUCGGGAAAGCACCUACGGGGAGAAAGACAAAAUGGAAAAUGAAUGAAUAUAAAGGAAUUGACGAAACAGCCAUAUCUACCAUUCCUAAGUUGAGGCACGAGUUCAGUGUCUGUCGAAUCUACAUAAAAUCAGGAAGCUCAAGAGCCUUUGACAGACGCCCCACGGAAGCUUAUGCCAUAGAGAGAAAGCUUCCUCGACUUGGAAUUGAGACAUCAUGUCGUGCUACUGCUACAGAAAGCAACUCUGAGAUGGUUGAUGGGCUACCACAACUCCGAGAGAGAAAGUUUCCUAAGAAUGGUGUUGAAUCAUCAUCAUGUGCCAAAAUGACAAACUCACAGGAAACAUCGUAUUCAGGAGGAGGGGACCAGGUUCAGUUACCCGUGAAUGCUACUACUAUACAAAGCAUUCCAGAGAGUUUUGAUGGGCUUUCACAACUCCGAGAGAGAAAGCUUCCUUACAAUGGAGUUAAGACACCAUCAUGUGCCACACUAUCAACCUCACCGGAAACUUCAUAUUCAGGAGGAGGAAACCAAGUUCAGUUGCCCGUGAAUGCUUCUACUACACAAACCAUUUCCGAGAUGGUUGAUGGGCUAUCACAACCCUUUUGGGAGUGGGAACAACUAAAUUGGUCUUAAACCUAUUAAGUUGCAUCUUAUACCUACGUCCUAUAUUUUUAGUUGAUAAAGAUUCUAGACUAGGGAUUUAUCCACGAUUAACUCAGAGAACUUAUUUUUAUUAGAUAUAUUUAAAAUUUGUUUUUAUUUUGGAAAUGUUUAUGUGAAC
Molecule: messenger RNA, 1150 nt
Organism: Eruca vesicaria subsp. sativa (arugula)
Lineage: Eukaryota; Viridiplantae; Streptophyta; Magnoliopsida; Brassicales; Brassicaceae
Source: the annotation of a GenBank genome assembly